CUGCUCUUCCUUUUCCUCCAGUUUCCAGGCAGCCCACCGCGGGGGAAGAAGCGCUCUCCUCCCGCAGACUGCCAGGCUCCUACUUCUCACGGACUGCCGAAGCUGCCAGGCAGUGGCGACGGCUAAAAAACAGGACCGGACCAACGGACCUUUUUUAUUUCGGUCGGAAACACUAAGCGAAACCUCCGUGAAGGGAGUGGAUUAAAGUUCGGGUUUGUCGAGACGGAGAAAACCGUCGCUAACGGGCCGGCGUUGGCUGGAAGUUUCCGAGUGGAAGCGGAGCUGCGCCGUGAUGUGGUGACGCCGCUCCGCAGCCGCAUCGACGGGAAGCUAACGUUAGCCGAGGCGCUAACGCUGCUGGAUACUUUCCUCAUUUCGGCAGCUUUGGAGACCUGUUUCAAGAUUUUAUCAUUUUAAACACUUUGAAAUAGAUUUUAUAGUAUAUGUUUUACAAUGUUGCGUACUUUUAUACGAAACCGAGCAUUACGUGUUUGUUCAUAAAUUAAAAGUAGUGAGCGUUAGCUACCUAGCAGGCUAGUAGCUGUCGAUUUAAACUGACUCCAAGCCAAAGAUUUCUGUUUCAAAUUAGCUAGCCGCUCAGCAACAGUUUCCACGUCACCUGACUGGAUCAGGGUGUAUCUGUCAGUUAUGAAAUGCUAUUUUCGAUUAGAAUAACUUUAUAUUUUAGGGUGCUUGUGUGGUUUUGAUGUGCAAAGAUCGACACUUUACUUCCAAAUCCAGGAAUGCAAUCAUCGAAUCACCAGCUCACUCGGGAAGCUAGCGUGCUAACACGGAGUUAGCCGGCCAAAGUUGGAAUACUGCCCCCCUCUCACCCUGUGUGGGUCUGAGGCCUUAAGGAAAUUUUAUUUUUCCCCCUUCUAAAGGACUCUUCCACAGCCUUAAUCCCAACACCUGAACGGAAUUAAGAAUUCCCGAAUAACCCUGGAUAUUGUUGAAGACCGUUCCAUAGAGUUGGAUUUAGUUUAUCUCCAAAACGUGGAUUACAAAGGAGUUUGGAUUAACGUCAAACUGCAAAGAUGAUGUGUGAGGUGAUGCCCACCAUCAGCGAGACCGAAGGGCCCGGCGGCGGGAACGGCGGCGGCCGCAGAGGCUCCGGGUCGCCGCUGCAGUCUGACUCCGAGGGUCACUUUGAGUCGUUGAUGGUGUCCAUGCUGGAGGAGCGGGACCGGCUCCUGGACACGCUGAGAGAAACUCAGGAGAAUCUGGGCCUGACUCAGAGCAAGUUGCAUGAAGUCAGCCAUGAACGGGACUCACUGCAGAGGCAGCUCAACACCGCUUUACCACAGGAGUUCGCUGCUCUGACGAAGGAGGUGAACAUCUACCGGGAGCAGCUCCUGGAGAAGGAGGAGGAGAUUGCAGAGCUGAAGGCAGAGAGAAACAACACCCGGCUGCUGCUGGAGCACCUGGAGUGCCUGGUGUCGCGUCAUGAGCGCAGUCUGAGGAUGACUGUGGUGAAGAGGCAGGCUCAGUCUCCUGCUGGCGUCUCCAGCGAGGUGGAGGUCCUUAAAGCUCUAAAGUCACUUUUUGAACACCACAAAGCCCUUGAUGAGAAGGUGAGAGAGAGACUUCGUGUUGCUUUAGAGCGAUGCAGUGCAUUGGAGGAGCAACUCACCAUCUCACACAAAGAAGUAAGCAAACAUGAAAACCUUCUGAAAAUCUUUAACAAGUUUGGAGAUGUGUCCUUGUUUAUGAGGGCCAAAUAUGAUUGUGUUCAG
Molecule: messenger RNA, 1736 nt
Organism: Xiphophorus hellerii (green swordtail)
Lineage: Eukaryota; Metazoa; Chordata; Actinopteri; Cyprinodontiformes; Poeciliidae
Product: liprin-alpha-1-like
Exons: 5
Biological process (GO): synapse organization
Cellular component (GO): presynaptic active zone
Source: RefSeq, a predicted model, not a curated record